AUGCACCCCCGACUUCGCCAGUCAGGAGUGACUCUCAGCCAGCGGUGUCAAACAGAAGGGUUUAUUAGUCAUCUGAAACACAGCAUCGAGCAGAAUCUUAACCACCCUGAUGUUGCAAAGCAGCUAGCCACAUGCCCCUUUAAUGCCCGCCAUCAGGUUCCCAGAGCUGAGAUCGGCCAUCAUAUAUCAAGCUGUGAUGACAAAAGCUGCAUUGAGCAAGACAUUGUGAGUCAGUCGAAUAACUGCCACAGAGAGAAGAUGAGCACUGUCAGUAUGUGGCAGCCGUCCCCAUGUGACGAAGACUGGGAUAAAGAUCUACAGGAGCAAACAAAUUCUACGUUCGUUUGGGGCACGUUCAAUAGCGGCAUAAACAACAGCCCUGGGUCCAGCGUAGUGAUGGAACCAAAGAAUAAGCUAAUGCCAGGCAUGAGAGCACCCAAGUCCUUGCCAUAUAGCCUAUCCUGGAAAAGCAGUAAGUGCAAAGGCAGGUGGUCUCCCCCUGCUGUAAGUUGGGACCUACAUGUUAGCUCAAAGUGGAACAGGACAACUUUCCUCUGUAUUUUGAUUCCACGUGUCAGCAUUCUCCUGCAUAAACUGAAAUGCAUUUAUUCCCACCAUCAGCAAGUGGAGAUGGAGAGCUCUGUAACACAGUCCUCCCUAGAAGCAGCUGCAUUUCUGUGGUGGGUGGAGUGUCUUCUGUGUCCAGGUUUUAUUUCGCUGUAG
This is a messenger RNA of Malaclemys terrapin pileata, 723 nucleotides long. RefSeq names its product gametocyte-specific factor 1-like. The transcript is spliced from 5 exons. The coding region runs from base 1 to 723 and encodes 240 amino acids. NCBI's taxonomy places the organism in Eukaryota, Metazoa, Chordata, Testudines, Emydidae. The record is from RefSeq and is a predicted model, not a curated record.